GCUGUGUUCUAAUUGUUCAAAGAUUUAAAAUGAUCCUCUGUUAUGGAAAUUGUUUGGUUUUAAGUUGUUCGUCUUUUGCAUUUUUAAUUUUUUUUAUCGUCUCAGUUGUGGAAAAUUAUGACUACGAGUCGGACAAAUUGGCACCUAUUAUACUCGUGAACGGGAUGGGUGCCAGUCAAAUCGAGGGCAAGUGGGACACUGAUAACCGCCCAAAAUUCUGCGAUAAAAAGGAAAAUGAUUGGGAACAGAUGUGGUUGGAUCCUGGUGUGGCUUUUUGGACCCCUCACCAUCUUAAAUGUUGGGCUUUCAGAUUUCAACUGUUAUACGACAGAUCAGCUCGCAAAUGUAAGAAUCAGGUAGGCGUCAAAACACGAGUUAAAGGACGGCUCGGAAGUUUAAAAGCGAGUGAAUUUUUGACACCCGGCCUUAUUUCUCAUCAACUUCCUUCUAGUAGAUAUUUCCACCAGAUGAUAGAGGCUCUCAAGAAGAGUGGGUACUCCUCCUCCAGAAACCUCAAGGCCCAUAGCUACGAUUGGCGAUACGCUCCUCCUCGACAAGAUGACUUCAAUUACUACAAGAGAUUUACGAAGCUGGUGGAAGCAGUGUCUGAGCAAACAAACCGGAAGGUAAUGAUUGUGGGUCAUAGUAUGGGCGGUUUGGUCACCGCGCACUUCCUCUCGAACAAAACUCAAGAAUGGAAGGACAAACACAUCCACGCAUUCCUAACGGUUGGGACGCCUUGGUUGGGAAUGAUUGAAGCUGUUGGAACCUACAUUGUUGGCCUUAAUCUUCGUAUUCCAACUAUUGAUAAAAAAGUCACGUUAAGCGUGCAGCGAACUUUUCAGUCCUUGGCAUUUUUACUGCCUGAAGAAGAAGAAUUCAAGGAUGCGGUAUUGGUUGAAUGGGUCUCUCAGAAUAAAUCGUAUACGGCCAAAGAUUACCAGCAAUUUUUUAAAGAUGUAAAGUUCGAGGAUGGGUAUCUUAUAAGAGAAGAUGUUCGUCCUUUCUUUCCUUUUGCUCUGGAUAAACUAGGAGUCCGAUUUUAUUGCGUAUGGACAAACUCGUCUGAGAUUAAAACACCUACGUCGUUUCGAGUCACAUCAUCCGAUAUAAGUGAUACGCAAGAGUAUGAAAUGGUACCUGGACAUGGUGAUGGGAGAAUACCGCUCAACAGCCAGCGGUAUUGCGAGAAAUUCCGUAGUGAAAAUGUUACUAUUCGGAAUUUCCAAGGCUACGAGCAUGUUCAAAUAAUUCAGGAGACGAUAUUUCAUGAUUACGUCAUGUCGGUUGCCAAAGGAGCUCAACCGUAUCUUUGAUCGAAAUUCAACAGUGAAUUUUUCACAAAAAAAUCAAUCAACAUCCACAACGAGUAUUAUUAAAAUUUUUGCAUAAAGAAAAUUAAUGGGUGCUGAUAACAGAACGCUCAAUC
This is a messenger RNA of Bemisia tabaci, 1429 nucleotides long. RefSeq names its product lysosomal phospholipase A and acyltransferase. Gene Ontology annotation, biological process: lipid metabolic process. The record is from RefSeq and is a predicted model, not a curated record. NCBI's taxonomy places the organism in Eukaryota, Metazoa, Arthropoda, Insecta, Hemiptera, Aleyrodidae.